AUGACUGCAUCAAAUUUAUGGGUCGGUUUGUCAAAAGUCAUUGCUAUUGUCAAUGAAACGUUUGAGGAUUGUACUGAGAAUGGAAAGAUUCAGAUGAUUGAUUUUAGUAAUCUAAAAUUCUAUAAUAAGGAUAAUGAGAUGUAUAUGAAUGGAGAUGUGGUCUUCAAAACCGAGAUUAAUAGUCCAUUUGUUGUGUCUAUGUCAAUUGAGCAGCUAAAGUUCAAUCAAUGGAUUUCUUCAUUUCUAAACCGCUAUGUCCCUGACUUUUGCGUUCAAAUGAAGUCUAAGCACGAGCCAUGGUAUCAAGCAACCAAAAAUAUGCAUGAUUGUCCAAUUCCUGCUGAUUCUGCUUUAACCUUGAAUAAUGUUGCAUCUGGUGACUUUAUCAAAAAGAUUCCCGACUUGUAUGAAGGCAAAAAUCGUUUUACUGUCAAUUAUGAAAUCAUAAAUGGAACUAAAGUUCAUAAAGAAUGCUUAAGGAUCUAUUUUGACUUGGAAACGAAAUCUAAGCUUUUCCAUUUGUUCCGAAAGCUCAAAAUAUUGAAUUUAUUUAAACAUUUAAGGAUAUAA
Molecule: messenger RNA, 570 nt
Organism: Chironomus riparius
Lineage: Eukaryota; Metazoa; Arthropoda; Insecta; Diptera; Chironomidae
Source: the annotation of a GenBank genome assembly